This is a messenger RNA of Coccomyxa subellipsoidea C-169, 865 nucleotides long. Its product is annotated as snare-domain-containing protein. Gene Ontology annotation, molecular function: SNARE binding; SNAP receptor activity. Gene Ontology annotation, biological process: vesicle-mediated transport; intracellular protein transport; vesicle fusion. The transcript is spliced from 6 exons. Lineage: Eukaryota; Viridiplantae; Chlorophyta; Trebouxiophyceae; Coccomyxaceae. Gene Ontology annotation, cellular component: endomembrane system; SNARE complex; membrane. The record is from RefSeq and is a predicted model, not a curated record. The coding region runs from base 215 to 865 and encodes 216 amino acids.
GCGUUUUGAAGAUCUAGUUUACACAUUGUCUUUCAUAAGUUGUCAGGUCGGCUGGCGUGACGAGAGUAAUUCAUCCUAACACAUCCCUAGGCAGAGAGAUUUUGCUCGAGCUGGAAUCUUCGGACAACAGAUCACGUCUGCUUACAUACCCAAAGACUAUAUUCCGGUUCUCUUUACUCGUACGUAGGGGAUCGCCCAUUCGGCGUCAGAACCUAUGAGUUUCCAGGACAUUGCACAAAGUGGCAGCACAAGGGAGCUCCGUCAAUAUGGGGGUGCACCAGAAUCCCAGGCUGACAAGGCCAAUAAGGACCUGAUAGCCAGGGUGUUCAGGCUCCAGACAGAAGUGUCACGGCUGCGCUCUGAUGUCAACAAGCUGGGAGGCCCUCGGGAUACAGUAGAUCUCCGUCACAAGGUGGGCUCUACAACAGUGAGGCUGCAGGAAGAUGCCAAGUCAAUUAAGGAGGCGCUCACCGUUGCGCACUCUGAACACAAGAGCAGGCAGACUACGAAGAUCCUCAGCGAUUUCGAGGAGCAGAAGCGGCUUGAACUUGGGGAGAUGGACACUCAAAUCCAGUACAACGAAGCCCUCAUAGACGAGAGGGACCAGGGCAUCGCAGAGAUCUCGCAGCAGAUUGGGGAGGUCAAUGAGAUUUUCCAAGAUCUGGCUGUGCUUGUGAAUGACCAGGGUCUCAUGCUGGAUGACAUCGAGUCCAACAUCGAGCGCACUGCAGACCGCACGCGCGCAGCUGGCUCGGAGCUUGUUCGCGCAGAACGCUAUCAGCGUUCCUCCCGCAACAAGAUGUGUUUGAUUCUGCUCAUCGUCGCCUUUGUCCUUGCAGUUAUCGUCUUGGUCACAACCCUGUAG